CGCUUGUUGAUGACGUAACCAGGAACCUGAAUCUGAGCACGCGUUACCACUGGUGCUGUAAACACUGAAGUGUGCUUUUGAUGCCGGGUUUGAAGAAAGUAACAUCAUGGCGACUUCACUGGGCAAACUGGGAUUCUACAAUAAGAUGAUUCUGGCACCUAUGGUGAGGGUUGGUACUCUACCUAUGAGGCUUUUGGCAUUGGACUAUGGUGCAGAUAUCGUCUACUGUGAGGAACUGAUUGAUCUCAAAAUGGUCCGGUGUGAGAGGGUUGUGAACAAUGUUUUGGAGACAGUGGACUUCAUAGCACCAGAUGAGAGGGUUAUGUUCCGCACCUGUAGUAAAGAGAAGGACUGUGUCGUCUUUCAGAUGGGAACAGCUGAUCCAGAGAGAGCACUGGCAGUAGCCAAACUUGUUGAGAAUGAUGUAGCAGCUAUUGAUGUGAAUAUGGGCUGUCCGAAGGAAUACUCUACCAAGGGUGGAAUGGGAUCUGCGCUCCUUUCUGACCCUGAGAAAAUUGAAGCUAUUUUGACCACCCUGGUGAGGGGAAUUUCAAAACCAGUGACCUGCAAAAUCCGAAUCCUUCCCACUCUGGAGGAAACUGUUAGUUUGGUGAAGAGAAUUGAAAAAACAGGGGUGGCAGCAAUAGCAGUGCAUGGCAGGAUGAAAGAAGAGAGACCACGGCAUGCAGUCCACUGUGACUACAUUCAAGCUGUAGCUGAAAAUGUGUCUAUUCCAGUGAUAGCUAAUGGUGGCUCUCAUGAUCUCAUAAAAACAUAUGAUGAUAUUGAACAAUUUCGAGAGACAACAGGAGCAGCCUCGGUCAUGUUAGCUCGGGCUGCAAUGUGGAACCCUUCAAUAUUUCGCUGCCAGGGAAUGGUAUCAGUAGACGAGGUUAUGGAAGAAUAUGUAAAAUAUGCUGUUCGCUAUGACAACAACACAUUCAACAGUAAAUACUGCCUGUGCCAGAUGUUAAGGGAUAGGGUGGAAUCGCCAAUGGGCAAACAGCUUCAUGCAGCGCAGACCAAUGAAGAAAUCUGUGAGGUGUUUGGAAUGACUGAUUUCUACAAGAAAGCCCAGGGUGAACUGGAGGCCCGCAAAAAAGCCCUUGAUGCCAACAGCAGCAGUUUUUCAGACCAGCCUGUACUGGAUGGAGAUGUCUUCACUAUGGCGAUCAAGUUCGAAAGGAGAGAGUAUCCUCCUCAGAUCACCCCAAAAAUGUACUUGCUGGAAUGGAGCCGAAAGGAGAAGCUGGAGCAACCUGUAUAUGAAACGGAGCAACGUGCCCAAGACAGAUGUUUCCAGUCCACAGUAAUGGUGGCAAAUAAGAAGUAUAGAUCCACACUAUGGGAGAAGUCUAAGAAAUUCGCUGAGCAAGCUGCAGCUAUUGUGUGUUUGCGCACACUCGGUGUACCAGAGGGGCGCAUCGGAGAGGGCUACUCAGGGCUGGUAAACAAGAGAAAAAGGGAAGAGAAAAAAAGUAUCGCUUCAGAGGGCGAUAGCAUUACAGACUUAGCACACAGGAAGAGACGGCUCACUGAGCCAUCACAAAAAGAGGAACAAGAAUCAAAUGACAAUCUGGUGGUAGUGAAUCGCUCCUGUGGUCAGACUGUUUCCUGACCAUGACUAGAUGACUACUGAUCAGGUUAUGAACUCCCCCAAGGAGUAUGGCUGCAUGGCAUUUGCAGUGAUGCACCACAGCAUAUCUGAAUUGUGUACACAGAGACUUGUUAGCUUGAACAUGUGCAUGUUAUGCCUGAUACUGUUCACUCUUCUUUUAUCAGAUAAUUGUUUUAAGUGCUAUCUUGUUAUAUGUACGUGCAUCACAUCGCCAUCUUAUUAGGCACACCUUCUUGAUGCUGCUACAUCUGACGGAACACUGAGCAGCUCCGACUCUCAUAAUGUUAAACCUUUUCCUUGUCACUACUAUGCUAAAAUGGUCUACCAAUCACGGAAUAUAUGGUUAACCAUGCUUCUGUGGUGGUCCCUAUCCAUUGAUGGAUAGGGUGUAGGAGGACUGACAAAUUGUACAGGGCAGGAAAUGAUCUACAGUAAGCAAAGUGACCUGUAUGGGGGGGUGUACCUAAUGAAGUGGCAACUGAGUAAUUUUCGCAAUGCUUGUCCUGGAGUACUGCUGUCUUGCACAAACUUCCACCUCACCUUAUUCAACUUAUUUGUUACCAAACCUGAACUAACUCGAACUUGGUGAUUUAGGGGAAAGAAACUCCAAAGUGUGCAGAGUAUGAGUACCUCAGGACCAGGAUCGAGAAACACUGUUCUAGUCCAUAUGAAUGUUCAGUAGAAUGUUCUUAACUCUAGUCCUGUAGACCCACUCUCAUGUAGUUUCAAGUUUACCCGGUUCCCAGUUGCCUCAUCCAUUCCUGAUAUAAAUACAGUCCCAUUAGCACUGGAAUGUCGAAACUCUGCCACAGACCAAAAGGAGGCUUUUAACUGUUGACCACGUAGCCAGUAUGUGGUGUAAACCAAAAGCAAAAUUAAAGUCAUGCAUUUAGUCAAGUAUUACACUUUUUCUUCUAAAUAGUGCAAGUGACCUAAGGCCUUAAUGGAAUUGUUGAUGGGUGACUGUAUAUAUGUAUAUUUAAUCUGAUUUUACUUGUAUUAAAACAUGUUAAAUAUG
Neoarius graeffei (lesser salmon catfish) is the source of this 2636-nucleotide messenger RNA. RefSeq names its product dihydrouridine synthase 2 (gene dus2). Gene Ontology annotation, cellular component: cytoplasm. Bases 107 to 1618 code for a protein of 503 amino acids. The transcript is spliced from 16 exons. Gene Ontology annotation, biological process: tRNA dihydrouridine synthesis. The record is from RefSeq and is a predicted model, not a curated record. NCBI's taxonomy places the organism in Eukaryota, Metazoa, Chordata, Actinopteri, Siluriformes, Ariidae. Gene Ontology annotation, molecular function: tRNA binding; flavin adenine dinucleotide binding; tRNA dihydrouridine synthase activity.